AUGUUCGCCAACCACCGCUCGCUCGGAAGACUCGCCCUCCGCACUCCUGCUGCCGUGGCCACUGCGCAUGGCGCCCGUCGAGCGAUCCAUGCCGGACGAGUGGCCUAUCUCCCCACCGGGCAACACGUGGCUGCCGAUGGCGAAGAGCUCAAGGCGGAACACGAUAAGCAUAUGAAGAGCGGGAACAAGGACUGGAAUGAAAAGUUGGCUACCCAUUCCGAAGCCGGUAUCCGUGCCGAAAAAGACACCCGCAGUGCCGCUGCAUUGCAAAAGGACACCGUCAAAGACUCCAGCCAUGGACGCAACUAG
This is a messenger RNA of Puccinia triticina, 309 nucleotides long. RefSeq lists its product as uncharacterized. The transcript has 3 exons. Lineage: Eukaryota; Fungi; Basidiomycota; Pucciniomycetes; Pucciniales; Pucciniaceae. Bases 1 to 309 code for a protein of 102 amino acids. The record is from RefSeq and is a predicted model, not a curated record.